AUGAUGGCAAGCCGUAGAAACCUCGAACACGUCCCCGCGCCGUUCAGCGAUGCUGUGAUCGGAAAUGUCCUCACACGCUCCGCAACCUCUGGGUAUCGAUUCUUGAAUUCAAACAGCAACAGCUACAAUCCGAGCAUACCUUCGCAGCAGCGCCCGAUCCAAUUUACUCCCUCUUCCACAUUUCGACUACCCCCAUUACGAAAAUUGUCACCGCUGGCAGGUUCAGAGACUAGUCCAGCAGAGCAGACCGAACUCAGACCGAUGACCAGUAGAAUUCAAGGUGACGCCAUCCCGACUCCUUUGGUGAGAAGUUUCCCUUUAAACUGCAGCGCUCAGACAGCCUCGCCAUACUCGCAGCCUUCUAGCAGCUUUCAGCCUGCAGAUUCACCUGCACGGUCCGUCUCAGCCGCAGUCGCCACCCUGUCAAUCAACAAUCUGUUGAACUCGACGCCCAAACAGAAGAAGAAGCGCCGAGUGAGCGUCAAAUCGGAAGCGUGUCGAGAACAGUGUCGAACCAACCAGGCUCGGUAUCGUCAGAAGCAGCGCGAAUACGUGUCAAAACUCGAGUCCAAUGUAGCACAGCUACGCGACGAGAUCCCGAUGCUAGAAGUGCAGCGACGACGUCUUCGCUACGACUCGCAGCAACGUGUUUGGGACGUUGUGGUCGAAUAUUUCCAGCUCUUCCGUCACGGAGUUGGCGACGCGUUUAACCAGGGAUCUGCCAACUCGACCGACGUCCUGCGAGCAUCGGAAGCUCAGCAGCAAUUGAUGUUCUUACGGUCUACAAUGGCUCCAGACGUCGAGUUUGGUAAUGUGAGUGGCGUCGAGAUUCUCAUGGAACAUUGGCGGCGAUUGUCUGAGUACCACGAGGAUCUACACUUGCACCUUGCACACAUGGAUAAGGUCACUGAGAGUAUCGUCACUGCUACGGCUACACUGAGCGUUACUAUCACGAAAACUACGCUAGAAUGCGUCUUCCCACGCCUCAUGAGCUCCGAGAACGUAGACGAUUUAUCUCUAGCAGUGAAGCUUCUAGGCCACAAACUCGAGUACCCGUGCUCUGUACUAUUCGUCUGGGAUGAAGAGACGAGUCUCGUGGUGCGCAUGGAGACCGACAUCGACAUGGCAACGCCUCUCCUCGGACUUCUAGGCAAUCUCUACGACGUUUCCCGCGUAUUAGAGGGGGCGGUCAUGGCUCCAAGUAGCUACCUCAACGAGAGGCAUCCAACAGCAUGA
Molecule: messenger RNA, 1236 nt
Organism: Phytophthora infestans T30-4
Lineage: Eukaryota; Oomycota; Peronosporomycetes; Peronosporales; Peronosporaceae
Product: bzip transcription factor
Exons: 1
Coding region: 1-1236 (411 amino acids)
Source: RefSeq, a predicted model, not a curated record